AGGCGUAGCGAUCAGUUUACGAUUGAACAGCGGUUCAGAAACACGCGCAUUUUCCCCAACUAAAAUCGACCCAAAAGUGACGGUGCAAGUGCAAAGCAAACGGAAUUUAAUACUAAAAUUUUGUGAAAUAGAAUUAAUUUCUUGUUUUUGUUUUCGUUUUUUUUUUCGGGUAAACAGAGUGGCAAGUGUAAGCAAUUUAUUGCAACAAUUCAUAACUGGUGAGGUUUGGCGCAACACGCUCGCCAUAACGGCGUUUAUAUUUCGCAUUCGCUAACAAGCUGACGCAUUUUCAUUCAUUUCAAGCUUCUGGGUGUUUUCCAUGCAAACACACAUACAUACAUACAAUAUAUACUAUAUAUACUAUAUAUAAAUAUAUGUAUGUUAUAUUCGCUUUGUUGAUGCCACUAUUAUUGCAACAGUUUGAAAACAAGUCGGACGUGUUUAUUUGCUGAUACGAUUCUUUGUGUGCCAACAGCGGCCAUAUGUGCUAGCAAACAAAUUUAGAAGCACUUUCAUACAUAUAUAUGUUUGUAAAUUUAAACGCAAGUCAGCGUGAUUUCUGAAAUAGAGAGUUCAUUUAAAGCAACAACAUAUAUUAGCAAAAGAACAAUUUUGCGUUGCAUUGAAAUUUUUUUUUCUUAUUUACGUUUUUUAUGCAACACACAACGAACACGCAACACUUUUGGCGCUAACUCAAAUUCUCCGCAAUUUUUAAUUCUGCCAAAGCUGCAAUUCUGUGACUGUGAACGCAUAAAAUAAAUACAAACAAAUACAAUAAAAGUGUUGUUAUUGUGUCUUGCAAAGUGCCAAAUAGGAAGUGUGGCGUAAAAAUUGAAAGUUAACUGUUCGAAAUCCGACGCUGAAACCUUACCACAGCAUAUUCCCAUGAUCUUUGGUUAUUGACCUAUACAAUCAUAGCAAGACAAACAUUGCCAAGCAUCUAGUUAGAGCGUCUAUAAAGAUAGUAGCAAAACGCUAGAAGCGACAACAACAAAAAUAGCAGGCAACAGCCGGAGUUUGAAUAGAAUUCAGCUAAAAUUGAAUGAAUGAAUAGCCGAGAGGGGUGUAUGAAGGCGGCAAGUCAAGGCAAGCGGACAUACACAUAUGCGCAUAAAUAUAAAAUAAGUGCUGUUGCAUGAAGACAUUCAUAUAUGUAUAUUAUACAUAUAUACAUAUAUAUAGAUAUAGUACAUAUACAUAUAUAUAGCUGUUUAUAAAUGCAGCAUAUAAGCACAGUUAUAUAAAUCAGUAGCGACAAGAGUCUGUAGUCGUAAGCGCCCCAAGCGGCAAGCGAUAAAGCAACAAAAUAACGGUUCUCCCCACUUACUACAGUACAUUUUUACAGUUAUUGCUGCAAACUAUGUACUAACCCCGACCGCUACAACAACAAAACGCGCGACAACUAUCAGCAAGCGGCAACGUUGCGCUGAAUUGGUCUGCUUAACAUCAAUUGUAACACUCGAAGAGACAAUAGACGCACGGCGAGUGGUGCCGAACAACAAAAACAACAAAUUUUCUAAAGAAAAAAAUCCGAAAGAGUUGUAGAAAGCAGCAGAAACAUUACAAAGUGCUGUGGCAGCAAGAAGGCACUACAGCAACAGCAACGCUGCUGAAUGUGCAACAUUGUGUGGCAAGCAUACAACAACCACAACAACAAAGCAAGCAGCCAAGAAUUAUUGCGAUCUAUACUCGGUGGGCGCAUAGAGUCAAGCAAAAACCGAUAUUCACACACAUUGUUGUUGUAAGUGUGGCAUAAACAUUGGCGCAACACACUAAAAUAGCAACCGAGCACAGGCGACGACAAUAACGAAGCGGUAAAAGUGCGAUAACUACGAAGCGACCAGCACACGCCGAGACGCCGAAAAGUGGAGACAACUGAGUGCGACAGCAAGGAAGCGAGUAGUUGUAACAGGACAUGCAACGCAAGUGAAUUAAGCGCACACACGCGACAAACAUCUGUGGCAAAGUUGCAUAGACAGUGCUGUAAACUGAAAGAGCGUAGAAGAGAAGAGAAAACAGACAACAACAACAACAAAACAUUGCUACCAAUCCAGACGAUAGCGUGCGCCCAACGUGCAGCAACGUCCGAAGGUCGACUAGCAGCAGUUUUGGUCGAGCAUUGAACGCAGCGUCGGCUACUGGCUGCUACUGGCUGUUGACAGCAAUAAACAUAACAACCGUUAUACGCACACAGUAGUACGAAAAAGAACUAACAACUGUAUGCGAUACACACUGCAGUGAGCAAAUCAUACACAGUAACACAGUUAUACAAACAUUGAUGUGCAUAUAAAAGCUAGUGUUACGUAUACGACACGACGCACCGCACAGCAGCAACAAACAGCGCAGCACUUGAAGCGCCAAAGACAUUGUGACGAAGAGGAAAACGAGCACAACGAGCGUUAGCUAUAACAAAAACAUUAAAAAAAAUAAAAAUACAACAAUAACAAAAAACAACAACAACAAUCAUACUUACAACAACACCAGAAAAUAGUGUUUGUGGGAAAAAUCCGAAACACGAAUAAACAAACAACUACAAAAGUUCAUAUCACUACAACUACAACAACAACACACACUUAGUAACAAACAUGGAUGCUGAAUCGGAGGGUCUGCCACCCAAUAACACCAUUGUUGAGGUGACAAGCACCGAAACGGAUUUAGCUACACGACGUCGUCUCUUCAAGACACAACCAUCAACAUUGGCUGCGCGGCGACAGCAGGCCGUAUGUGUGCGGCGUGCGCAUAAAAUGUAUGGAAAUAGCAAAAAUCCGAAUGUCGUGUUGGAUGGCCUGAAUAUGACUGUUCCUAAGGGCUGCAUUUAUGGUCUCUUGGGCGCCUCAGGUUGCGGUAAGACAACUUUGCUAUCUUGCAUAGUGGGCAGGCGUCGCUUGAACUCUGGCGAAAUAUGGGUGCUUGGUGGCCGUCCCGGUUCUAGAGGCUCUGGCGUGCCCGGUCCACGUAUUGGCUACAUGCCUCAGGAAGUUGCACUCUAUGGCGAGUUCACGUUGCGCGAAACACUAAUCUACUUCGGUACGAUUGCGGCUAUGACCCGCAGCGAUAUCGAUGACCGCACGGAAUUUUUGCUGAAAUUUUUGAAUCUGCCAAAUGGUUCGCGGCAGGUGAAAAAUCUCAGCGGUGGCCAACAGCGACGCAUGAGUUUGGCCGUUGUGCUGUUGCACGAACCGGAAUUGCUGAUACUUGACGAGCCGACUGUGGGCGUCGAUCCAGUCUUGCGGCAAAGUAUCUGGGAUCAUCUGGUUGAUAUAACGAAAACUGGAAAUACAACUGUGAUAAUUACAACACAUUACAUUGACGAGUGCGCACAGGCACAUGUGAUCGGCCUCUUGCGUGGCGGUCGCAUGCUUGCCGAGGAGGCGCCCACCUUUUUGCGUCAACAAUACAAUGCCAGCUCGUUGGAGGAAGUCUUUCUGAAGUUGUCUGUACUGCAAAAUAUGGGACGCCGUCGCCGUUCGUCGAUUGCACAGGAAAUCGUCGAGCAAGUACAAGUGCCUGCGAUUACGAAUCCGGCCUUGGAUAUGUCCGACGAGCAUAAUACUGCCGAUAUUUCGGGUGAAUUCGGUGACAACAUCUCGAUGAAUUCGGCGAUACGUGAUCCGAUAACGGCGGCUGAGGUGCCGGCCUCACCGCUGCCAAGCGACAAGGAGCCGCCAACAACAUUAAUGCAACACUUGGAUGUAAUAAGUUCGCAUCAUAUGCGCGCCUUGGUAUGGAAGAACUAUCUGUGGAUGUUACGUAAUGUGGGCAUAAUGAUGUUCAUAGUCGCCUUGCCGGUUGUGCAAAUCAUACUCUUCUGUUAUGCUAUUGGCCACGAUCCCACCGGUCUCAAGUUGGCUGUGGCUAAUGGUGAGCUCUCCGAACAAAUGGUAAUUGAUCAAUUCUGUCCAGUUUUCCCGGGUUGUAAUCAGACGCAUUUGAGUUGCCGUUAUCUGGACAUGUUGAAGACAAAUAAGAGCAUGCAUGUGAAAUUCUUUCAAACCGAGGAAGCAGCCAAUGCAGAGGUACGACGCGGCAAUGCAUGGGGUUCACUGGUUUUCGAUAAGAACUAUACGAGCGCAUUGAAUGAACGCGUUGAAAGCGGACGUUAUGCCGAAAAUGCAACCAUAGAGGCUUCGGAUGUUAAUGUGCGCUUGGAUAUGUCAAAUCAACAAAUCUCCACACUACUUUAUCGUGAUCUACAGUAUACCUUCUUCGAUUUCGUCGAACACAUACUGCACGAUUGUGAACUUAAUCCGAAGAUUGGCCGCAUACCUGUCGACUGGCAGAAACCAAUCUAUGGCACGCGCAAUCCGAAUUUCACCGAUUUCGCUGCACCUGGCGUCAUCUUAACCAUCAUAUUCUUUCUCUCAGUGGCGAUCACAUCGGGUGCUAUGCUGAUCGAACGCAAUGAGGGCAUGUUGGAACGCUGCCUGGUGGCUGGUAUCACCGGACCCGAAAUACUCUUCUCACAAGUGCUCUCCCAAUUCACUGUCGUCGUAUUACAGAUGACCUUCGUGCUUAUCGUCGGCUUUGGGUUCUUCGAUCUCACCAACGAGGGCAGCAUGUGGCUGGUGAUUGCGCUCUGUUUGCUCAACGGCUUAUGUGGCAUGUGUUUCGGUUUCGUUAUCGCAUGUGCCGUGGACACAGAGCGCACGGCUACUUAUGUAGCGAUGGGUUCAUUCUUGCCAAUUGUCAUGCUGUGCGGCAUCAUUUGGCCCAUUGAAGGCAUGUAUCCAGCAUUGCAGUUCAUUACGUUCUUCUUGCCAUUGACCAAACCAACUGAGUGUAUGCGUUCGAUAUUGCAACGUGGUUGGGGUUUCUCGGAGCCAUCGGUACAUAACGGUUUCAUCUCGAUAUCCCUCUGGGUGUUGGUCUUUUUGGUGUUGAGCAUAUUAUUCCUCAAAUUCAAAAAGGGCUAAAAGAGAGCGGCCGCAUUUUUGUAUGUGUGUGUGUGAGACAGUGAGCGAGAGAGAGGGGUAGAAGGAAAGGGAGAAAAGGCGUAGUAUAUGUGUGUUUGAGAGCAUGUAUGUGGUUAGUAUGCGGUAGCAUAUUGCGUUAUUUUUCGGUUAUAGGGUGGUUAAAAGGCAAUAGAAUUAAUUAAGUUAAGUCAAGUCGUUUUUAAAGUGUUGUGUAUAAUUCUUUUUCGAUUUUCACCUUUACUUCAUUUAACAUAUUUUUUUAUUUUAUUUUUAAUAUGUUUUUAAAUGUUUUCUCUACAAUUUUAAUUUAAUUUCCUCUACCGAUAGUUCUUUUUGUAUGUAGUUGUAAGGCUAAAGGAUUUCAUUGUAUUAAACAUAUGUAAAAAAUAUAAAAAUUGUAUUUAAAUGGGUUAAGUAAGAUAAUAAAACAACAAAAAAUAGAGAAAAAAUUACAAAAAAUUAAAUAAUAAUAAUUAUUUGUAUGCCAAUUUACUUGUACAUCACUUGUAUACAUGCAACAAUUUUUAUAUUUGUUUAUGUAUAUCAAUGCCAACAUGUUACAUGUAUGUUUUAUAACGGUAAUUUAUGCAAAUAAAAUUUA
Molecule: messenger RNA, 5514 nt
Organism: Zeugodacus cucurbitae (melon fly)
Lineage: Eukaryota; Metazoa; Arthropoda; Insecta; Diptera; Tephritidae
Gene: osy
Product: ABC transporter G family member 20
Exons: 11
Coding region: 2586-4913 (775 amino acids)
Cellular component (GO): membrane
Molecular function (GO): ABC-type transporter activity; ATP binding; ATP hydrolysis activity
Source: RefSeq, a predicted model, not a curated record